Molecule: messenger RNA, 4693 nt
Organism: Ostrinia nubilalis (European corn borer)
Lineage: Eukaryota; Metazoa; Arthropoda; Insecta; Lepidoptera; Crambidae
Gene: Delta
Product: neurogenic locus protein delta
Exons: 7
Coding region: 256-2445 (729 amino acids)
Biological process (GO): cell communication; negative regulation of Notch signaling pathway; Notch signaling pathway
Cellular component (GO): plasma membrane
Molecular function (GO): calcium ion binding; Notch binding
Source: RefSeq, a predicted model, not a curated record
CGCAUCCGUGAACACACGUCCUUACGGCCACCAUACGCCGCUACACGCGACGCGCGCGUUUCGAACGUAGUGCACUCGCGACCGGUUCGCCGUAGCCGAUGAGCAAACAGUGACAUCUCGAUUAUUGUGCUGUGUGACUUACAGUGAAACGCUCAGUGUGUACUUGUGAGUGAUGGAUUACGGAUCACACGAGUGCUGACGCCGGGCCUGGACCCGACGUAUAUGCCCCGGCGCCGCUAGCCCGGACGCGCCAGCAUGCGCGCCCCCGCGGUGCUCAUCGCCCUGCUAGGGUUUCUACCCCAGGUGCUGACGUCUGGUUCAUUCGAACUUAGGAUAAAAAGUUUUACGAACUCGUUGGGUAGGUUAAGUAGUGGCCAGUGCUGUGAUGGUUCCUCAAGUAGUGAUGCGCCGUGUUUGGCGCCGUGCAGGACUAAAUUCCGCGUGUGCCUCAAGAUUUAUCAAGCGAAUAUUGAUACAACAUCACCGUGUACGUUUGGUGACAUUACGACACCAGUGUUGGGUGGAAACUCAUUGGAUGUGCCGAACCUCAACGUGGAGGGGUUUAGUAAUCCCAUCGUCUUUCCCUUCGACUUCACAUGGCCGGGCACCUUCUCGCUUAUAGUCGAAGCGUGGCACGACACGAACGAAACGUCCAGAUCUGAUGAUACCCUAAUCGCGCGGAUGACGAAGCAGAGCAUUGCUGACGUGGGGGGUCCAUGGGUGGAGGAGGAGCAACGAUGGGGCGGCGCUGGUGGGGCCCACCUCAGGCUGUCCUACCGGGUCACCUGCGCCGCCCACUACUACGGAGCGGGAUGCGAAGUCCUCUGCAGGCCGAGGGAUGAUGCCUUCGGACACUACACCUGUUCUUCCUCUGGGGAGAUCGUCUGCAGAACGGGCUGGACCGGGGAUUACUGCUCGAAACCGAGGUGCUUGCCCGGCUGCGACGCAGAGCACGGCCACUGCCUCAAGCCCGACGAGUGCAUUUGUCACACGGGCUGGGUGGGCGAGCUCUGCGACCAGUGCCAGCGGCAUCCGGGCUGCUUCCACGGCACCUGCUCCAAGCCCUGGGACUGCAUCUGCGAGGAGGGCUGGGGCGGGCUGUUCUGCAACCAGGACCUCAACUACUGCACGAACCAUCGACCGUGCAAAAACGGGGGGACUUGUCACAACACCGGCCAGGGCAGCUACACCUGCGUCUGCCCCCCGGAGUUCACCGGGCUCAACUGCGAGAAGUCCCUCCAUUCCUGUGCCGUUCGACCGUGCCUGAACGGAGGAGCGUGCGUACAAGAGGGCAAGGAACUGGUGUGCGCGUGCCCCUCCGGAUACGAAGGAGCCCAAUGCGAAACGCGAAUUCUGACCUGCGCCGACCAGCCGUGCCGGAACGGCGGCAGCUGCGAAACACGAUCGUCCGGCUACGUUUGCGUGUGCCCACCUGGAUUCGCCGGACCCGACUGCGCGAUGGAAGCCGAUCCGUGCGCUGGAAACCCUUGCAGAAACGGCGCGACGUGCUCCCGGGCCGGCGACAGCUACCGAUGCUCCUGCAAACCUGGAUUCAAGGGCAACCGAUGCGAAAUCGACAUCGACGACUGCGCAGGGAUCGUUUGCGAACACGGCGGGACCUGCGUGGACCUGGUGAACGACCGACGCUGCCAGUGCGCGCCCGGCUUCGUGGGGGCUCGCUGCGAGACGCGCGUAGACUUAUGCUUAGCGAAGCCCUGCGCGAACGGCGGCAAGUGCCUGGUGCUGGACAACGACUACGAGUGCCGUUGCUUACCCGGUUUCGCUGGAAAGGACUGCAGCAUCGACAUAGACGAGUGCGAUUCAUCGCCCUGCCAGAACGGAGGAACGUGUCGCGACCGAGUGAACGGCUACCACUGCGACUGUUCCGCAGGGUGGGGCGGGAAAUCGUGUACGGUGUUGCUAGCGGACUUUGUUUCCAAACCGGCGGGGGAUCAUUUGAAGCGAGUGGGGGAUAACAUGGGGGAGGAGGAGAGUUUGUCGGGCCGCCACGUGGCGUUGAUAGCGGCGCUGUCGGCGUUGGUGCCGGCGGUGGCGUUGGCGGCGGCGGUGGCGGUGGCGUGUGUGAGGCGGCGACGGAAGCGUGCGCAGAACGCGGCCGAUGCCGAGGCGCGGGCGCAGAACGCAGCCAACGCGGGGGGAGGGGGGCGGGUGAUCCGCAACACGUGGGGCAAGUGUGACGCGCCCGCGGCUGAGUGCCAGAACGCUCACAACGCCGCGGCGGAGGAGUGCAAGCGCAAGACGCUUAAUACUGAGAGCGCGGCGCGGCUUCUGGCUGCGCUCGACCCGAGGCUCUCGCGGCUAUCCGCCGACUCCGCGUAUUGUGCUAAUAGCGAUACAUCGCUCGUGAAGCGGGCGCUGGAAGGCGGAGGGGUGUAUGUGCUCGACGACCACUGCUUACCGCCUACGUUUGCCACGCAAGUGUAGUGCUCGACCUCCCCCAGUGGACAAUAUAACUUAUUUAUUCAACGGACGCUCGUGCGAACCAGGCUGUGCGCCGCUUGUAAAUAUAGAGAUAAAGUGUAAAGUGACACCUGUAUAAACGGCUAGAUUUAAUCGUCGGUGUAUUUAUUUGCGAUUCGUACGCCCUGUAAAUAGUAAUGGCGGGACGGAUCGCGUUUUCCGCCCUAUAUCGGUGAACGUCGCCUGGAAAACGGACGCGUAACGUACACGUGAUCGCUCCGGAGCCAGCCUUGCGGCUGCGGUUGCCAGAGUAUUAUUAUCAUUAUUCGCCGAAUAUCUUCGCCUGUCAAACUUUGGAUCAAAAUUCACUGCCAGUUCUGGCAGCCGCGGCCGCAACCGCUCGGGCGAGGACCGCGUUCGCCGAGGGGCCGGGUGGACUUGUCCACCGUCUGCGAUCUCUGUAGGUAACGGUGUGAAGCGACGCCGAUGCACUACGGUCCGAUGCGCGGCACGCCCCGCGGGGCAAUACUGACCACUCAACCUCUACCGAUCCGAAACUUUAUUCUUCGAUCUGUCUCAUUUCCAACCGUUUCCAUUUCGACUCACUCGCUCAGUAUCGCCCCGCGGAAUCUCGCACUACUAACACUAUCCCCUCGACUCGCACCAGUACAGAAACCAAACCGUGCGUAAAAUAAGAUUCUUAGCCUAAUUUAUGAAAAACGCGAAUGAUGCGUUCAUCAGUUUUACAUUGAUUUAUUUGUGAUUGACUAAUUAUUGUCGUUUGUUCCUAUGAUUUAUUAUAGUGAAAGUUAUAUUUCAGUUAAAAUCUUGUUCAGGUUUUCUUGAAAAUCGACAUAGAUUUUUUCACCCUUUUUAGCUUCCGUUCUUGGGAUGUAGAUCACAGUUAGCACAAUAACUUAACGUUCCUGCCUGACGGUCAUUCUUGGUCUCUCUAUAUCGAUGUUCCAUAUAGAGGGGGCGGGAGUCGCCGUCGGAAAAAAUCAGUUGUGAAAAUCACGCGCGUUGUUAGUCCAUAGGUUAAAUAUCAGGAGUACUUAUAAGAAACAAAUGUCGAAACCUAAGUCAUGUAUAGAAAAAACUAUUAAGUUUUAGAAUUGUAAGUAUAUUCUCCAUUACUUUCGUAAGAGUACUGUGACAAUAUUAUUUGUGUCAUCAGGCAACAUAGGACUCGAUAUUUCAGGUUGUUUUAACUUAUUUAUUUUAAUAGGUACAGUUCUUGAAAUAUGUUGUGUUUAUAGGUUCGCUGGAUGCGCCACAAGCCCCAUAGGGCCUGUCGCUCAUCGAUCGAACCGUUUAUGAAAUAAUUUAUGUUAAAUUACCGUUUUAUAAAACUCUUGUAGAUAUUAUUUGGUAAGUGAUAGGCGUUACCUCUUAUGUUGCCUUUUGUACCAGGACGUAGAUUAAAAUGGUAAAAGGACAAUUGUAAAAUUUAUAUUGAGAUAUGAAUAGACUGAUGAUCAAUAAUAAUGUUCUUGUAUUUAAUUUUGUAAGAUGACAAAUUGUAAGUUUAAAUUAUGCGGAAAUAGUAAUACACAGACAAUUGUACUAAUAACAUAAUGUUUUGUACUUAAAAUUGAUCACAGUGAACUUCUUUCAUUUUUCUUUUUGAGAAAUUUUAAUGAUUCCAUUUAUAUGUAACUUAACUGUGCACCAGACCAAUAAAAUGACAGUAUUUUAAUUAAUUUAUUGAUACUUAAUUACAUUAUUGUGAAUUCCCUUAAUUUUUAUUAGAGAAAUCAUUGAUUGAAUUAUUUUUUGAGCUUUGUUUACAAUUGACUGAAGCGAAUUGACUUCUUGAUUAUUUUGGACGCAUUUUACUUAAAAAUCAUGAAUGUAUUUGUAUUAGGAUCUGUGAGUAUACUGAAAGUAACAAAUUCAAAUCAUUCCACUAGCUUUAUCUUUUAAAAUCUUAUUCUUGCUAUUUUCUUAAAUUGUUUAUUUUGCAUGCGAGACCAGUGAUCAUUAUGUAUUGCAGAGUACAAUCUGUCUUUCUAUUUACUUUAGUAUAUUCACAUAUUUUCGAUUUCAAAAGAAAAAUGAAAGUAAUAGUUAAUUGUCAAUAGUUGGAAACUUGGAAGUAAUGUGUAAUUCCAUAGAUAUAUUCACACAAGUCAUUGUAUGGCUGGCGGUGCCUGGGUGGCCAGGCACUGCACCAGUGAUAAUUUGCCAGCGAGUGUAUGUGACGAAUUAAUAAUGUGCAGCGAGACAGCGGAAAAUAAAAUGUUAAUAAACAAUUGUUUACAAAAGAUUA